AUGAGUCAGGAGCAAAAGGAAAAGUUGGAAAAGAGUGGACUCGUGGAAUGGUCAGUCUUCUCCGAGCUCGUAGCGAUGGAUGAGGACGAGGAAGAGUUUUCAAAAGGAUUGUGCCAAACAUUUGUGAACCAGUUCAAAGAUACAGCGGAAGAAAUUGAUGAUAACUUGGUGACUAAGAAUUUGGAAAAACUAUCCUCAUUGGGGCAUUAUCUAAAAGGCUCGGCGGCAGCUUUGGGCUUGAAGAAAAUUUCGUCUCAGUGUGAACGUAUUCAAAAUUACGGUCAUCGUGUCAAUUGCGAUAAUUUCAAACCCGAUAUUCCCACUGAUGAAAACUCCGAUGACUUUUGGAUUCAUCUUAUUCGAGACGCAGUGAACAAGGCAAAGACCGGCUUUGCGGAAUCGAAGGCUGCAUUGGAUGAAUACUUUGAGGAUGAAUUAUGA
Candidozyma auris is the source of this 441-nucleotide messenger RNA. RefSeq names its product Ypd1p (gene YPD1). Gene Ontology annotation, cellular component: cytoplasm; nucleus. NCBI's taxonomy places the organism in Eukaryota, Fungi, Ascomycota, Pichiomycetes, Serinales, Metschnikowiaceae. Gene Ontology annotation, biological process: phosphorylation; phosphorelay signal transduction system. The record is from RefSeq and is a predicted model, not a curated record. Gene Ontology annotation, molecular function: histidine phosphotransfer kinase activity; protein histidine kinase binding. The transcript has a single exon. Bases 1 to 441 code for a protein of 146 amino acids.